AUGGCGACACGAGCCACCACGGCGGGACACACCUCCCACAAGCAGCACCACCACACCGCAUCUCAUCUCAUACAUCCUCAAAAUCAUCGCUGCAAUCCAAGCGCUGCCUCGCCCACGGACAUAAAUAGUCGCUGGAAGAACAGACAGUUGAAAGGUAGAAAUGACCACGCGCCUCGUACAGAUUUUUCAUCUUACAUGAAGCCGACAUGCGGCUGCCAGCAGCCAUUUCGACCAAGCACACCCUCUUCCUUCUGCCAAUCCGAGAUUGACGAGAAGCAGAUGAACAUCACCGAUACCUGCCACAGUCCGACACCGGAAUUGCCCCUCUUCGGGGAACAGCUCGAUGAAUUACAGUACUAUUUUCAAGCGCCAUCUCUUCCAUUGACCAUGUCAAACGUUGCAAUAAUAGACACCUUAUUCCAGCACACCGAGACCACGGCCCACGACGCUAUUCUCGGCGCCCCGUCAAGUUUGGAAGCGGCUAGUUUUGGCUCCCAGAGAACCGCAUCAAAAGCCUUACAAAUCAUUGAUCAAGUUGAUCUAUCAUCGCCGACAGAUUCUCUCAUGGCGUUCGGGAAUUUGAGGACUCCCUGGCCUUUGGAAAGCAUGGCACGACGCCUUGAAGAUGGUUCUUCAAGUACCCCAGACAUGGGACACCUGGGUUCCACCGCCAGCGUGCUAUUCCUGCCCCGGGCAACUUUCGCAACGGUUCUCCAUCCCAUCGACCCCGCGAUCCGCUGUCGCAAGUGCUUAUUAGGGAAGUUGAGAGGAUCUCUCGACUUUUCCGAUCUUUCUGACUGCCCUUGCGUGACGUUUAUUCUGCUCAAAAUCACGAUCCACAGCAGCGUCAUCACCGCGAUGUACCGGACCAAGUUUCGCAUGGUUUAUGGUGCAGACUUCAGGGCUCACUGUUCUCAGGAUCAUACGAUUGAUGCGCACCUAGGUGACGAAUCAUCUGGGCUAAAGCAACACGAGAACGUCCAUGCCAGGGCACUCAAGUGGUGCGGGAUUGACAGCGCGACGGCUCGGCCCCCAUCUAUGCAUCACAAGCCAAGAUUCGGGCGUCUUUGUCAAGAGCUUGAGUUGGCCCUUUGCGAUGGGAUACGUCAGCGCCAGCUACAACUAGAGUACCGCCCUUUCCAAGUCAUGGUAACGAUCUUUGGUCAUCCUUACAGUGUUUUCGCCUUUCAACUUUUGUUAACUUUCCCACGAAAAGCUGAAAGGCCCACUACCGAUCAAACUUUUCGAUCGAGCGGGUUCUCGGUGUUUGAAAUGGAGACAAUCAAUGCGCUGUCUGGACCAAACCCGAUAGACUUAAGAGAGCGCAGAUUCCCAAUGGCCUUGCCGACUGUCUAUGAAAGCAUCCGGUUAGGUGUACGUCAGGGAUUUUGGGUAUCCGAAUUAGCCAUGGCUAGUCACAAUUCGAUAUUCAAACUUUCAUCCUAUGCUUCGACACGACCAAUGGUUCAUCAUCUGUACCACUGGAUUGAGCGUAUCAUUGUGUUCGCACAUGGGAACGGCCAAGCCGGCGCGUAA
Molecule: messenger RNA, 1536 nt
Organism: Colletotrichum lupini
Lineage: Eukaryota; Fungi; Ascomycota; Sordariomycetes; Glomerellales; Glomerellaceae
Exons: 10
Coding region: 1-1536 (511 amino acids)
Source: RefSeq, a predicted model, not a curated record